AUGAAGCUGCUUGCCCACAUCUUCUGCCUGGCCUUGGCUCUGGCCCUGGCUCAAGUUGACAAUGACUUUGACCAUUGUCACGACGUUGAGUUUGACGCUGUUGCAGUGAAUGAGCACGGAGUUCCAUACUUCUUCAAGGGUGACCAUGUGUUCAAAGGCUUCAAUAAUGAUGCACUGUUAAGCAAUGAGUCCUUUCCUGAGUUAGAUGACCAUCAUCAUGUGGAUCACGUUGAUGCUGCUUUCCACAUGCACUUUGAUGAUGACCCCAGCCACGAGCACAUGUUCUUUUUCUUGGAUGACAACGUAUUCAGCUACAAUGCCUACAAGCUGGAGGACGGCUACCCUAAGAAAAUUCACGAGGUUUUCCCUGGGAUCCCUGAUCACCUGGAUGCUGCCGUGGAGUGCCACAAAGGAGAAUGUGACGAAGACUCUGUCCUCUUCUUCAAGGACCAUGAUGUCUACCACUACAACAUCCAAACCAAGGCUCAUACAGCCUCAACGCUCACAACCAUGCCCAACUGCACAGCUGCCCUCCGCUUCAUGGAUCACUAUUACUGCUUCCACGGACACAUGUUCUCCAAGUUUAACCCAAAGACCCUGGAGGUGCCAGCUGAGAAAUACCCUAAAGAGGCCCGUGACUUCUUCAUGAAAUGCCGCAAUUACAGUGACCACACUGAACACUCUGAGAGAGAACGCUGUAGCCGUGUCGACCUGGAUGCCAUCACAGCUGACGGUGCUGGACACAUGUAUGCCUUCAGAGGCCACUAUUACCUCCAUAAAGCUCACGGCAGUGAUGCAUACACGGCCGACACCAUCGAGAAUGACUUCAGAGAGCUGCACAGUGACGUGGACGCUGUCUUCUCCUACAACAACCACACGUACAUGAUAAAGGGUAACGACCUGUACAUUUACCAAGUUGGAGAGCACAACACCCUGUUAGAUGGAUACCCUAAGCCUCUGAAGGAUGAGCUGGGUCUUGAGGGUCCGAUCCAGGCUGCAUUUGUGUGCGACAAUGAGCACACUGCACACCUCAUCAAAGGUAAUCACAUCUUCGACGUUGACAUGCAGACUACCCCUCAUGUUGCCACCAACGACCGUCCACUUACUCACUUCAAGAAGAUCAAUGGUGCCAUGUGCGGUGCCGAUGGAGUCACACUGAUCGAUGGCAACCACUUCUACAAAUAUGAAAGCAUCAUGCUGAUGGUUGCAAGCAAGAUGUUGCCUGAGGCACACAAGGUGUCCGUGGAGCUGUUCCACUGUGACCACUAAGACCCGUGCUUUGAUAGGACUGAGUGGAUGUUACAAAGCAUCACGUACAACAUCAUGUCACAUGGAGAAAACAACAGCACCAACAACACCUUUCAGGAGGCCCUGAGUGACAAUCUUUUGGUGUGAAGUGUUGUGGGACAACUAAGCAGUGCUACAUAUUUGUUUCCCUUCAUUGUGUUACCUCAAAUUAACCACCAUGGUCUUAUAACUCAGCAGAAGGGUGCAUGGUUCCAGUAAUUCACCUCAGUGGUCUUC
Sphaeramia orbicularis (orbiculate cardinalfish) is the source of this 1524-nucleotide messenger RNA. It is a transcript of the gene hpxa, whose product is annotated as hemopexin a. The record is from RefSeq and is a predicted model, not a curated record. NCBI's taxonomy places the organism in Eukaryota, Metazoa, Chordata, Actinopteri, Kurtiformes, Apogonidae. The transcript has 9 exons. Bases 1 to 1269 code for a protein of 422 amino acids.